Drosophila persimilis is the source of this 397-nucleotide messenger RNA. RefSeq lists its product as uncharacterized. Lineage: Eukaryota; Metazoa; Arthropoda; Insecta; Diptera; Drosophilidae. The transcript has 2 exons. The record is from RefSeq and is a predicted model, not a curated record. The coding region runs from base 2 to 391 and encodes 129 amino acids.
GAUGUCAGCGCCACUGACGGAAACGGAGCAGAUGGCCAAGGCGGCAACCGCUAAGGCACUGGAAGAUCGGAAGGAGCGCAAGAUCUAUGAUAACUUUGCCACGCCCCUGGCGGGUACCUUUCUUAAUCUGCCCCACGAAUCGGUGGUCAUCAAGUGUCCCGCCUGCGGAGUCCAGGAUCAGAGUGUGGUGCAGAACGAUCUUAAGUGGUGGGCCACCGAACUGAAUCGCAUAUUCGGCUGUCUCUUCGUGACCUGCUGCUGUUGCUGCUGCUUCAACUACUAUGUGCCCUGCAAGCAGACGGAUCGGAGUCACUACUGCGGCAACUGUGGCUGCUACUUUGGGCGUAGCAUGAAGCGGCGGGCGCCACUCAAGCUGAAAGCAACCAAGUAGCCCAAA